Messenger RNA from Aspergillus alliaceus, 3817 nucleotides. RefSeq names its product putative importin beta-4 subunit. Gene Ontology annotation, cellular component: cytoplasm; nucleus. Gene Ontology annotation, biological process: protein import into nucleus. The transcript is spliced from 4 exons. The coding region runs from base 289 to 3573 and encodes 1094 amino acids. The record is from RefSeq and is a predicted model, not a curated record. Gene Ontology annotation, molecular function: nuclear import signal receptor activity; small GTPase binding. Lineage: Eukaryota; Fungi; Ascomycota; Eurotiomycetes; Eurotiales; Aspergillaceae.
UUUUCUUCCCCUCCCUCCUUUUGUAUUUUAAUUCCCUCUUCUUUCUCUCUCUCUCUCUCUCUCUCUUUUCUCUUUCCUUUCCAUCACCCCAUCUUUUCCUUUUGUGUCUUGUGUUGACCUUUUUCCUUUUUGUUCUUUUCUUGUGAUACCCUGGUGAGCUGCCUGUCUUUGUGCAGACAGCUCUCAUUUAGUCCCUGUGAAAAGGAGCCUCGAUCGUCGAGGGUUUGGGACAAAUAUUUCGUUGUUUUUUUUUUUCCUAUAGAAAAGUUGUGUGUACAUUUAUCCAACAUGGAUCAGCAGAGAUUCCUGCAGCAGCUGCAGAUCGUGCUAAACCCCGCCCAGGGAAAUGUUAAGGAAGCAACGGGGAUCCUCCAGCGCGAAUUCUAUAACAAGCCGGACUCGCUCGUCCUUCUCAUCCAGAUUGCCACCGGCCAUGAGGAUUCCAACCUGAGGCAACUGGCCGCUGUGGAGGCUCGCUCCUUGGUGAACAAGCACUGGGUCACCGUGCAGGCCGGCCAGAAGCCCCAGAUCCGUGAGCAAUUACUGCGUGCCACACUCGGCGAAGGCUCUUCCCUCGUCCGUCACUCGAUCGCUCGUGUCAUCUCGGCUAUUGCUAAGGUUGACCUGAACGAUGGCGAGUGGGCUGAGCUCCCGAAUUUCUUGAUCCAGGCCGGCAGCACCGGAAACAAGGAUGAGCGUUCCGUUGCGAUCUACAUCCUGUUCACGAUCCUGGAAACACUGGGUGAGGGAUUCGAGGAGAAGUUCCAGGAUCUGUUCAACCUAUUCGGCAAGACUAUCGCUGACCCGGAGAGUGAGGAGGUCCGUACCAACACCCUCCUCGCGCUCGGCCGACUUGCUAUGCAUCUUGACUCUGAGGAGGAUGUGGGUCCUGUGAAGGCUUUCCAGGGUCUCAUCCCCGCCAUGGUCGCCGUGCUCAAGGACUCGAUCGAUCAGAAGCAGGAGGAUCGUGUCAUGCAAGCCUUCGAAGUCUUCCAGACUCUCUUGGGCUGCGAUCCGGCUCUCUUAACUGUUCACCUUAAGGACCUCGUCGUCUUCAUGAACGAAAUCUCCGCCAACACCGAGGUUGACGAAGACACCCGUACUCAGGCCAUCAGCUUCUUGAUGCAGUGCGUCCAGUACCGUAAGCUUAAGGUUCAGGCUAUGCGGGUCGGUGAGCAGCUUACUCGUACUGCCCUGCAUAUCGUCACCGAGCUUGGAGAUACCUCCGCUCUUGAUGAUGAUAUUACGCCUGCGCGGUCCGCACUUGGUCUGCUUGAUAUGCUGGCUCAGAGCUUGCCUCCUAGCCAAGUUGUUGUUCCUCUCUUGCACUCUCUUGGACAGUAUUUCAACAACAGCAACCCUGACUACCGUCGUGCCGGUAUCAUGGCUUUGGGCAUGUGUGUUGAAGGCGCCCCCGACUUUAUCAGCACCCAGAUGAAGGAGAUCUUCCCCAUGGUCCUGCAGCUACUGGGUGACCCCGAGCCCAAGGUUCGUCAGGCCUCGUUGCACGCCGUCGCCCGUCUGGCUGAUGACCUUGCCGAGGAUCUAAGCCAGGAACAUGAAAGACUCAUGCCCCUGCUGUUCCAGAACCUAGCCAGUGCCAUGCAGGAGUACAAGGGAGAGGAGGAUGGUCCCACCAUCGAUAUCAUGAAGGCCGGAAUCAGUGCCAUCGACGCCGUGGUGGACGGCCUCGAUGAGAAGGAUGUCGCUCCCUACCAGACUGAAUUGGUUCCCAUCCUGCACAAGCUGUUCAAGCAUCCCGAUUUCAGAAUCAAGGGCCUAGCUGCUGGCGCUCUUGGCUCCCUUGCCUCUUCGGCCGGUGACUCCUUCCUGCAAUUCUUCGAUGAGUCCAUGCACCUGCUCCAGGAGUUCGCCACCGUCAAGGACAGUGAAGAGGAACUCGACUUGCGGGCCAGCGUGACUGAUGCAAUGGGCGAGAUGGCCGCCUCCGCCGGUCCUGAGCGGUACCAGCCCUACGUGGAGCCCCUCAUGCGCGCCACCGAGGAGGCUCUGCACCUCGGUCACUCCCGUCUCAAGGAGAGCACCUAUAUCUUCUGGGGUGCUAUGUCCAAGGUGUACGCCGAGCACUUCUCUCCCUUCCUUGACGGUGUUGUCAAGGGCCUCUUCGCUUGCAUCGAUCAGGAUGAGACCGAUCUCGAGGUCUCUUUCGGCGAGGCUGCCAAGGAUUUGAUUGGCCAGGAGGUGACCGUUGGCGGCCGCAAGGUCAAGGUUGCCAGUGCUGAUGAUGAUGAACCUGUUGGUGAGGACGGUGAGAUCGAAGACGUUGACGUUGACGACGAAGAUGGCUGGGAUGAUAUCACUGCCACCACCCCCUUGUCUCUGGAGAAAGAGAUUGCCGUCGAAGUCAUUGGUGAUCUUGUCACCCAUACUAAGUCCGCCUACCUGCCCUACUUUGAGAAGACCAUCGAGACGGUCCUUCCUCUGGCGGAACAUCCCUAUGAGGGUGUUCGCAAGAGCACUAUCAGCACUCUCCACCGUUCGUACGCAAUGCUUUUCGCCAUCGCGGAAGAGAAUGGUCAGAUGGCUAAGUGGAAGCCCGGCCUCCCUCUGCAGGUCGAGCCUGCCAAGGAGGUCAAGAAGUUCGGUGAAAUCCUGAUGACCUGCACCGUUAGAAUGUGGACUGAGGAAGAUGAUCGGGCUACCGUCGCCGACAUCAACCGCAACAUGGCUGAGAACCUUCGCUACUGCGGCCCUGCUCUCAUUGCCAAUGAGACCAUGCUUCACAAUGUUAUCACGAUGAUUACUGAUAUCAUUACCAAGAAGCACCCCUGCCAGCUCGAGUUUGGACCCGAUGACGAGUCCCUCGACGCCGGCGAGGAGACUUCGGAGUUCGACUGGGUCGUUGUUGACACCGGUCUCGAUGUUGUCUCUGGUCUUGCCGCCGCCCUUGGUGAGAGCUUUGCUGAGCUCUGGAAGGUCUUCGAGAAGACCAUCCUCCGUUACGCUGGCAGCACCGAGUCCCUCGAGCGUGCUACCGCUGUCGGUGUUCUCGCUGAGUGCAUCAACGGCAUGGGCCCUGCUGUCACUCAGUUCACUUCUGCCUUCAUGAAGCUGCUCGUUCACCGCCUUGGUGAUGAGGAUCCCCAGACUCGUUCCAACGCUGCUUACGCCGUUGGCCGUCUUGUCGAGCACUCGAAUGCUACCGCUGAGGUUGUGAAGGAGUUCCCCACUAUCCUCAGCCGCCUUGAGGCUUGCUUGCACAUGGACGUCUCUCGUCUCCAGGACAAUGCCACCGGUUGCCUUAGCCGUAUGAUCCUCAAGCACCGUGACAGCGUCCCUCUCAAGGAUGUCCUGCCUGCCCUUGUCAAGCUCCUCCCCUUGAAGAACGAUUACGAGGAGAACGACCCCUUGUUCCGCAUGAUUUGCCAGCUGUACAAGUGGGAAGACCCUACCAUUCGGGAGCUGACCCCUCAAUUCCUGCCAAUCUUCCAGUCUGUCCUCUGCGGUGAUGAGGAUCAGCUUGAGGAAGAGCGCCGCGCUGAGCUCAUUGAGCUCGUCAAGUGGCUGAACCAGAUGCAGCCCGGCGCUGCCCCUUGGGCUGAACAGCUCUAAAUUCCCACCAGUUAUGACGGCUUGACGACUCAAACACUUAUUUUUAAUGGAUAGACUGGUUUCCUCAAAAGGUUUUUUGGUUGACUGAUAGAAGAUACCCCUCCGGAGCGCAUCAGGAUCGGCCCUGUACAUGCGUGAUGAUGUGACGAAGACGGAUAGAAAAGUCAUGUAUUCGUUUACGCAAUGAUUUAUGAAUUUAGAAUGUUGUAAAUACUUCGAUGUUUAUGCCGCACAUGGAUUCAUC